AUGCACACCAACCCACCCCCACCACCCUACACUCAUUCUUCCUCCCCUUCCUCUCCCUCCUCCUCCCCCCCCAUAACCCAAACCGUCGCCACCAGCGCCGAACUAACCGAGCUCCUCCUCCUGCGCACUCAAAUGCGCGAAUUCAUCAACCCCAUCUUAGACCACACCCCCCAACUUUCUCAACAAACCGAGCAAAUCGCACUUCUCGAGAUGAAGAACCAACAACUUCAAACGCAGAUGCAGAUGCUUUGGACGGAGUUUGAUAGGAGACGUGAGGAAGGGCAUGCAACGGUAAGGGAGAGAGCGGUUCGGAGGGAAAUGGUAACAUUAGAGGAGUUUGUGAGGUUGUUGAAGGUUACUUUGGUGAUUGUGGUGACGAGGAUGGUUUUUUCGCUGCUUUGGCUUUUGUUGAAGAUUGCGGGGGUUGAGGGGAUUUGA
Botrytis porri is the source of this 438-nucleotide messenger RNA. RefSeq lists its product as uncharacterized. NCBI's taxonomy places the organism in Eukaryota, Fungi, Ascomycota, Leotiomycetes, Helotiales, Sclerotiniaceae. The coding region runs from base 1 to 438 and encodes 145 amino acids. The transcript has a single exon. The record is from RefSeq and is a predicted model, not a curated record.